Cynocephalus volans (Philippine flying lemur) is the source of this 1662-nucleotide messenger RNA. RefSeq names its product cyclin-dependent kinase 20-like. Bases 83 to 1102 code for a protein of 339 amino acids. NCBI's taxonomy places the organism in Eukaryota, Metazoa, Chordata, Mammalia, Dermoptera, Cynocephalidae. Gene Ontology annotation, molecular function: protein serine/threonine kinase activity; ATP binding. The record is from RefSeq and is a predicted model, not a curated record. Gene Ontology annotation, cellular component: nucleus. Gene Ontology annotation, biological process: protein phosphorylation. The transcript is spliced from 8 exons.
ACGGCGUCGCGCUGGGGUCGCCGCGCUGGGGCGGAGCCGUGGUGGGGUUGGGAAGCUGCGGCGCGGCCCGAGGCUGUCCCCGAUGGAGCAGUACCGCAUCCUGGGCCGCAUCGGGGAGGGCGCCCACGGCGUCGUCUUCAAGGCCAAGCACGCGGAGACUGGCGAGAUAGUUGCCCUCAAGAAGGUGGCCCUGCGGCGGCUGGAGGACGGCAUUCCCAAGCAGGCCCUGCGGGAGAUCAAGGCUCUUCGGGAGGUCGAGGACAGUCAGUAUGUGGUAGAGCUGAAGGCUGUGUUCCCACAUGGCGCAGGCUUCGUGCUGGCCUUUGAGUUUAUGCUGUCAGAUCUAGCUGAGGUGGUGCGCCAUGCUGAGAGGCCGCUGGCCCAGGCACAGGUCAAGAGCUACCUGCAGAUGCUGCUGAAGGGCGUCGCCUUCUGCCAUGCCAGCAAUAUUGUGCAUCGGGACCUGAAACCUGCCAACCUGCUCAUCAGCGCCUCAGGCCAGCUCAAGAUAGCAGAUUUUGGCCUGGCCCGGGUCUUCUCCUCAGACGGCAGCCGCCUCUACACACACCAGGUGGCCACCAGGUGGUACCGAGCCCCCGAGCUCCUGUAUGGUGCCCGCCAGUAUGACCAGGGCGUUGAUCUGUGGGCUGUGGGCUGCAUCAUGGGGGAGCUGUUGAAUGGGUCCCCCCUCUUCCCGGGUGAAAAUGACAUCGAACAGCUUUGCUGUGUGCAUCGCAUCUUGGGUACCCCCAGCCCUCAAGUCUGGCCGGUUUGCAGGGGCCCUUGGAGAUCACUGAGCUGCCCGACUACAACAAGAUCUCCUUUAAGGACAGGGCACCGGUGCCCCUGGAAGAGGUGCUGCCCGACGCCUCUGCUCAGGCCUUGGACCUGCUGGGCCAGUUCCUCCUCUACCCUCCUCGCCAGCGCAUCCCAGCCUCCCAGGCCCUUCUGCAUCAGUACUUCUUCACAGCUCCCCUGCCUGCCCACCCAUCUGAGCUGCCGAUUCCCCAGCGCACAGGGGGACCCGCCCCCAAGGCCCCCCCAGGGCCCCCACACAUCCGUGACUUCGAUGUGGACCGGCCUCUUGAGGAGUCGCUGUUGAAUCCGGAGCUGAUUCGGCCCUUCAUCCUGUAGCAGGGAGAUGCUGGCCCAGGCCCUGACUGCCUCCCUGCCAGGGCCACCGGGCUGCUUGUUCCUCUGCCUCCUGCCUGGCUUGACUUUCCACGGCCUCCCCACAGCCAUACUGGGCCCACUCCACACCUCGCCCUGCUCCUACCGUGUCCUACUCUUCAGCCCUCGUGAGGGCUGGUCUCAAGGAGGCAGAGGUCAUGUUCCCAGCACAUGAGGAUGUCCAGUCCAGCAGAGGAGGCCCGCGGCUUGUACUCAGUUGGCCUCACAUCUGUACACUAGUGACUUGUAAGUCAGAAACAGAUCUCUGCUGCCGUCCAGGGACCACCCUCGGAUAGUGGCCAUGCCGGCCUGUGCUGAUUCUCAAGGCCCUGCGUCCUGGUCAAGGACAUCCCUGUUAGAAACAUCUGGGAGAAGGGUAGAGAGUAAGAUGUCCUCAUGUUGGAAACUCAAGUGGGAAGGAGGAUUUUGGUUUAAUUUUGUUCUAGUUCAGUAUUUGAGAUUUAUUAUAAAAGCCCCAAGUGGCUCUGCCUA